Molecule: messenger RNA, 1740 nt
Organism: Fragaria vesca subsp. vesca
Lineage: Eukaryota; Viridiplantae; Streptophyta; Magnoliopsida; Rosales; Rosaceae
Product: trichome differentiation protein GL1-like
Exons: 4
Coding region: 441-947 (168 amino acids)
Source: RefSeq, a predicted model, not a curated record
AUAAUCAGCCUUCUUGAAAUCAUAUGCAUCCUAUCAUCACCCUAUUGUAUAUUGUAACAUGAACAGAAGUCCUUUCAUGCACGUUGAAUAUUCUUCUUCUUCUCCUCUAUUCAAAUCAAUUGGUCUGGAAGCUAACAAAGCAAGCAGCCCUAACUGCAUGUGUCCAAAUCAGAAGAAAGUUGGUUGUGGCAACCACUAAUCAAACAUGUUCAGAACUACAAGAAGCUCUUGCUCUAAAAUAUGUACAGGACCAGACGGCAUGUCUCUUUCCGCCAGUUUAAUCUCCACUUGCUAUAUUUAUAAACCAAUUUCAAAGAUGAAUGGAAAUCAUUAUUCAAUGGGAGUUUCUAAAGACCUGUAGCAUGCAUAACCAAACAUUUUGUUUGUGUAUAAAUGUGUGGUUCAGUGUGUAAGAGAGAGAGAAGAGAGUUCAGAUCGACAUGAAUACAGGAGCUUGGACUACACAAGAGGACAAUAUCCUUGUAGAUUAUGUCGAAACUCACGGCGAAGGAAAGUGGAGCAAAGUUUCAAAGGAAACAGGUCUCAAGAGAUGCGGGAAAAGUUGCAGGGUGCGGUGGCUAAACUAUCUAAGAUCCAAUAUCAAGAGGGGCAAUAUCUCACCGGAGGACGAAGACCUCAUCAUGAGACUCCACAAGCUCUUAGGCAACAGAUGGUCUCUCAUUUCAAGGAGACUUCCAGGGAGAACAGAUACUGAAAUCAAGAAUCACUGGAACACUGUCAUAAGAAGAAGGAAGAUCAUCAAUAGCAAGAAGCAAUGCAUAUCAGAAAACAAUAAACGGAACAACAAACCUUCUGUUGGGAGCUCCCAUUUGCUGUUGACAGACUCUGAUGCAGUCCAUACGAAUCCGGCAAGAAUAAUGAAAGUUGGUAAAGCUGUUCACCAACAGUCACAUAAUGACGAAAAUCUUGAAACUGAUGUUGAUUGAACCAAAGCAAGAGGGAAAGUCGGGCAAUGGUAAUGUGGUAGUGGAACCAGAACCUAGUAGUGAUACAUCAAUCUCUUCCACAGAGGGUAACUCACCAGACCACAUAAUGAGUUGCUACUUAGAGCAGCUUUUGAGGUCUGAUAUUCCAGCUUCAGAAUUCUGGAAAUUAUGCAACUUUGAUAAUGAUGAUACAGCUGCACAAAGUUUAAUCGGUUACAAAAACAAAUAGAAAAGGCUUUGUGAUUCAUCUCCUGAAUGUUUAAAUCAUUCUUUCGGAUAAUCAAGUUUUGCAUUUCCUGAUUGUAACGUGGAUCAUUCACCUCUACUUCAACAUUUGAAAUCAAACUUAAUGCCUUAUAAAGGAUCUUCCAACCCUGUUGAUGAUCAAGACAAUGUUUUCUUUAUGUUGGCAAAUUCGGGAGCAUAAAAAUGAUAAUUUUGUUGUGGUUAGUGGUUACUGCAUCCUACUUAUUUUCUUAACCGUGCACCUGGGCAGCAUAAAUAUGAGUCAUUUUACUAGAAAUAAUAUAUUGCAGGCCUUCUCUGCCGAAAUAUGAGUCAUAUUACUAGAGAUAAUGCAGGCUUUCUCAUAAAAGUCACUUCAGUACCUGCAUGUUUUUGUUCUGAAAUUCAGUCCCCUCAAGGAAAUUACACUAUAUGAGGGAAUUAAUGUUAUUUGUUUUUGUUUUUGUAUAUCAGUAUCAAUGUAGAGAAUAGUCAGAAUACUAUUGCGUCAAUGUUAUUUGAGCAUUCAAUUCGUUUGUAUUUAGAGCAUGAGCCUGCUUAAUUAUUG